CAAUUUUAGGAUUGUAUUUUUACAUUUAUCCAGAUUAUGAUGAUAAUAAUGUUAUAUGUGCUAAACCUCUGCCAUACUGUAUGAUAAUAGAUUUGCUACAUGCUGGAUACAAAUUGAGUCGCUCUUUGUAGUUUGUAUUAUUGAAUACAGCAUCAAACUUUCCCAGAUUGAUCGGGCCAAGCCUAUUUACUUGAAAUAAUCUUAAAUAACCUAUUUCUAGAAGCAUUCAAAGUUCAACCCAAGAAGAUGUAUGCGUUUCAACAUGGUGCUCUUUUGGACAGAAAUUUUGGUACAGACAAUCAUAAGGUCCCGAUAGUGGUCUCAAGAGAUAGAUGAUUUCUAUCUAACAUUUCCAUGUUCCAAGUCCAAAAGUUUUGUCACCAACAAUCUAACAUGACCAAGUCUUAAUUCUCACCAUCUUAAUUAAUCUAAAAGAAGUUGCUUUCGUUGUUUAGGUUUAAAAUAAAACCACUUAAAAGCUUAUAUGACUUGAUGCUGGAAGGCAAACUGAAAUUGCAAAUACUAUUACUGAUGUCAUCUCUGAUAUCUCCUGUAUGAUGUCAGCGACAGAUAACAAGACUUUGCUGAAUACUGAGGUGCUUGACCAUGGUUUAUAUAUACAAGUAAGCUCAAGUGAAAAAGCAAGAGAGCUCUUAUUUCAGAACUUAUGCAUAUGCUUCACAAGAAAUUUCUCUCUCAAACUUGAUCUUCUCUCACUCUUCACAUAAUACUUCUUAAUGUCUGGUGAAGAUGCAAGAGAGCUCUACUACAAUGAUUCAUUUCAGAGAUUGUUGUUUACAUCUAAUGACUCUUUCUCCAUUGCACCACUUCAUUAUCCUUCUCAAUACAUAAACUAUUCCGAUACUUCCUUGUAUGGAUCUGCUAAAGCUUUUAGUUUGACAUCAACUUAUAAUUCUGAUCUUACCAUUCAUCCAAGAGAGAACUCCCUGGUAAUACCUUCUUCGAACGAGGCUGGUAAUGAAGAAGAAUCUGCUGACAAUAGCAAAAAGUACAAGCAAUCGAAACUGGAAGGAGGAGAUGGAGGUGACAGCUCAAAGAAAAUCAGCAAGCAAAAGCUGAAGGCAGAGGAAAAGGAGAGCGCGCCAAGAUUUGCUUUCAUGACUAAGAGUGAGACUGAUCAUCUUGAAGAUGGAUAUAGAUGGAGAAAAUAUGGGCAGAAGGCUUUAAAGAGCAGCCCUUAUCCAAGGGGAUACUAUCGGUGCACAACACAAAAAUGUCCGGUGAAGAAACAUGUGGAAAGGUCAUUUGAAGAUCCGUCAAUUGUGAUCACAACCUACGAAGGUUCACAUAAUCAUCACCUGCCCGCCAGUCUGAGAGCUAAUUUGUCCAUAGGCAGUCCAAGCUUUCUCAGUCCGUUAAAUUAUCCUAUUCACGAAUGUUAUGAAGAUACUAAUGGAACUACAAGGUCUAACGAUUAUUUGCAGCAUAGUCUCACACUCGGUCCACUUCAGCAUUUCUAGUUUCAUGGCUGAGCUCUUUUAUCUGCAAUUUCCUUUUAUGGAACUGAAGAGGCAGAAUACGAUCUUUUUUCCCUUUUUGAAAGUAUAAUUUUACGUGCGUGGUGUUUGCUAUAACUCCUCAUGCAACCGUGCAAGGACACGUACUGUAAUGGAAAAUAUAGACAAAAAUAUGUUUUGGAAAGUGCUCUUGUAUAUUUCUAUUACUCCCUCCGUCCCCCUGAGUAGUAUACAUUGGGGGACGGGGACGCGGCACGGACUUUAAUGCUCCUGUAAAGUGUGGUUGU
Molecule: messenger RNA, 1765 nt
Organism: Daucus carota subsp. sativus
Lineage: Eukaryota; Viridiplantae; Streptophyta; Magnoliopsida; Apiales; Apiaceae
Product: WRKY transcription factor 71-like
Exons: 3
Coding region: 738-1481 (247 amino acids)
Biological process (GO): regulation of DNA-templated transcription
Molecular function (GO): sequence-specific DNA binding; DNA-binding transcription factor activity
Source: RefSeq, a predicted model, not a curated record